AUGGCAACCCCUGUCGACUUCUCGAACUACCUGCCUCCUGAGGUGUGGGAGCAUGUGUUGUCGUUCGUGGAUGUCCGCAGCGUGCUCGCUGGCGUGAGCCUCGUCUCGCGCCGCUUCCACGCCCUGGCCUCCGAGCCGCACCUAUGGCGGCACCUGCUCCUCAGCCACUUUGCCGCCACCUCCUCUGCAGCCGCCUCGCGCCUCGGCACCACUACGGACACCGCGACCACCACCACCACCAACCUGUACGCCGGCGACGCCGAGCACGGCUGGCGCAAGACCUUCUUCGCCCACCGCUGGCUCGCACACUCGAAGCGGGUCCGGUUCUGUCUUAUGGGCCAUGUCGACUGUGGCAAAUCGACCCUCCUGGGGCGUAUCUUGGAAAGUUUGGGAAGUGUCUCACAGCAAGAGGUCGAGCGGUGCAGAGAACAAGUCUCGUGGACGGGUAAGCUGUCGUACCAGUUUGCGUGGCUCACCGACCGCUCCAAAGACGAGCGAGAGCGCGGUGUCACGCUGGACUGGUGCGCAAGGGAAUGCGCGCUGCCCAGCGGUCGCGAAAUCGAGCUCGUGGGCGUGCCCGGCUACCGCUAUCAGCUCCAGAAUGCCGUCACCGGAGCGUCAAUGGCCGACGUGGCAAUCCUCGUGGUGCACGCCGGCUUGGGUCAGUUUGAAGCGGGCGUGAACGUCCACGACCACUACCCGGGUGGGACUCGCACGCACCUGAUUCUGGCCAAGCGACUCGGCAUGUCGAGGGUGGUUGUGGUCGUCAACGGGAUGGAUAGCUACGCUGCCAAUUACAGCCAACGCCGCUACCGUGAGAUCGAGGACGCGGUCUUGGAACUGGCGGCCGAGGUUGGGUAUGAGGGACCGACGUUGGUCGAGGUGAUGGAGCAGGUGGCCCAGGCCCUCACCACCGGCGCUGCGGCGUGCCGCGAGGUGGCCAAGCGGCCGCUGUUCGGUCCCACCCGCGUUUCGGUCCUCCGGCGGGUCAAUGCGCUCUGCAUCGCGGGGGCGCCGAAAGGGGAGGUGGUGGUCGAGGCCCUGGUGCAGUCGGGAACUGUGCGCGAGGGCCAGGUGCUGCAUGCCCGGCUGUCGGCGCCGAUCGCAAAUCGCGCGCGCGACGGACCACAGCCGGCAUCGGCACUGGUCACCUUGGCCGUGGUCAGCAUUCUCCGACUCGACAAGCCUCGAGAGGCUCAAAAGUGUGUGCGAUCGCAGAACCCGGGCCGCAGCAGGCGAGAGAUCGAGGACGCGGUCUUGGAACUGGCGGCCGAGGUUGGGUAUGAGGGACCGACGUUGGUCGAGGUGAUGGAGCAGGUGGCCCAGGCCCUCACCACCGGCGCUGCGGCGUGCCGCGAGGUGGCCAAGCGGCCGCUGUUCGGUCCCACCCGCGUUUCGGUCCUCCGGCGGGUCAAUGCGCUCUGCAUCGCGGGGGCACCGAAAGGGGAGGUGGUGGUCGAGGCCCUGGUGCAGUCGGGAACGGUGCGCGAGGGCCAGGUGCUGCAUGCCCGGCUGCCGGCGCCGAUCGCAAAUCGCGCGCGAGACGGGUCCGUCGGUACACAGCCGGCAUCGGCACUGGUCACCUUGGCCGUGGUCAGCAUUCUCCGAUUCGACAAGCCUCGGGUGGAGCAGGUGAUCAAGUGCUGGAACGAGGAGGGGCAGGAGGAAAAGGUUGAGGAUGGUGAAGGAGCACAAGCAGGGGUCAAGGUGCGCAAGGGAGUGAUCACCCUUGUACUGAUCAAGCCUCUUGGCUAUGUGCAUGUGGAGCCGUUCGAGCGCAAUGCUGUCUUGGGCACUGUGUUGCUGAUCGAUCACCUGCACAUCCAAGCCUCUGGCCAAAUCGUGUCCAUCACCCAACGCUAA
Molecule: messenger RNA, 1863 nt
Organism: Acanthamoeba castellanii str. Neff
Lineage: Eukaryota; Discosea; Longamoebia; Acanthamoebidae
Product: elongation factor Tu GTP binding domain containing protein
Exons: 14
Coding region: 1-1863 (620 amino acids)
Molecular function (GO): GTP binding; protein binding; GTPase activity
Source: RefSeq, a predicted model, not a curated record